This is a messenger RNA of Puma concolor (puma), 1365 nucleotides long. Lineage: Eukaryota; Metazoa; Chordata; Mammalia; Carnivora; Felidae. The record is from RefSeq and is a predicted model, not a curated record.
AUGGAAAUUCCUGCCCAAGAAAGAGGUAUAGAAGCUAAUGAAUUUGGAAAAGCUGUCACUGUACAAUCAAUAGUUUCGGAGCAGUGUGAGCCUGUAGAACGGUGUGUUCGUGAACAUGCUACACGUGGGAAAAUCUUCCAACAAAACUCAGACUUAAUUAUACAAAGGGAGUGUGAUGGAAAGAGACCUUGUGAAUGUAGUGGAUGCGGGAAAGCCUUAGGAGACCACACCACUCUUAUUCAACAUGAAAGAACGCAUACUGGAGAGCGAGCCUACAGAUGUAACGAAUGCAGAAAGGGAUUUAACCAGAGUUCCCACCUGACAAACCAUCAGAAGACUCACACAGGGGAAAAGCCCUACAAAUGCAAUGAAUGUGGGAAGGCCUUCAGUUAUUGUUCAGUCCUUAUUCAACAUCAGAGAAUUCAUAGUGGGGAGAGACCUUAUGAGUGCACUGAAUGCGGUAAGACGUUUAGUCGUAGCACAUACCUUACUCAGCAUCAAAGAAUUCACACUGGUGAGAAACCCUAUAAAUGUCUUGAAUGUGGAAAGGCUUUUAGCCAGGGCACGCAUCUUACUCUACAUCAGAGAAUUCAUACUGGAGAGAAACCUUACGAAUGCAGUGAAUGUGGUAAAACCUUCAGUCAGAGUGCACAUCUUACUCAACAUCAAAGAAUUCAUACAGGAGAAAAGCCCUAUGAAUGUAAUGCCUGUGGAAAAGCCUUCAGUGAUCACUCCGCUCUUAUUCGACAUCAUAUCAUUCACACUGGGGAGAAACCUCAUGAAUGUAACGACUGUGGGAAAGCUUUCAGCUACUGCUCCGACCUGAUUCAACACCAGAGAACACAUACUGGAGAGAAACCAUACAGGUGCAGUGAAUGUGGGAAUGCCUUUAGUGACUGUUCAGCCCUUAUCCAGCAUCAAAGAAUUCACACUGGGGAGAAGCCCUAUGAAUGUAAUGAAUGUGGGAAAGCUUUCAGUGACCGCUCAGGGCAUAUUCAGCAUCAGAGAACUCACACUGGUGAGAAGCCCUAUGAAUGUAAUGAUUGUGGGAAAGCUUUCAGUUUCUGCUCAGCUCUUAUUCAACAUAAGAGAAUUCAUACUGGAGAGAAGCCCUAUAAAUGCAAUGACUGCGGAAAAGCCUUUAGCGAUAGGUCAGCACUUAUUCAACAUCAGAGAACUCACACUGGAGAGAAACCCUAUAAGUGUAACGUAUGUGGAAAAGCCUUCAGUCAGAGUACAAACCUCAGAAAUCACCAGAAAACUCAUUCUAGUGAAAAAUCCUAUACAUAUGCCCUUUGUUCCGUUUCUCUGGUGAACCCUGACCAAUCCUACAAAGACAAGCUGAGGAAGAAGAAAAUACAGUGA